AUGUGCGAUCUCAUGUGGAGGCAAAUGAUAGAACGAAAUCCUGAAAUGUUUAAAUUCAUCACGUGGACUCCCUGCGUCGAGACGGAAGCGGCGCCAGAAAAAGGAAAAAUCGAUACGAGCAUGGAAAACUUCACGGAAACAAAGAAGUUCACUCAUUGGAUUACGCUGUACGUGCUGAGAGAAGUGUACGAAGCGAUGGCCUGCGUUGUGGCAGAAUGCAUCCACGUGUCUAGCAUGAAUCUCUUUGCUUCCAACUUGGGGAAAUUCAUGCAGCUGGAAGAAUUUGAGGAUAUCCAAACCUUGGCCAUUACAACCGUCAUCAAGUAUCUGAGAGAGCCGUGGCUGGAAAAAAUAUCGCAAUCCGUGAGAUUGUGUUUAAGGGACGUUGGGAAGGGUUGGUUCAAUCUUGAACAAAAAGUUCACGGUGUCUAUGACAUGAUGAAGUUAAACCGUUUCAUGAAUCUUGGCACUCUGCGUAUGCAGCAUGCACUUCGGAUUCUCGUGGAGAAUUCUAUCCUGUCGUACAGGGAGAGUCUAGAGAGUCCUGCAUUGUGUGUGUUAGACGUAGACGAAUCCUUCGAGUGGGGGAAGAAUCUCGUCGAAAGUCAAUUUCAAUCUAGGUUCAAGCCUAUCUUCGCGAUAGAGAUUCAAAUGAACGAUCGCGAGGUAUUCUAUUCAACGAAUCCCAACGAAUUCGUAGAAACGAUUAUAUCGUUGUACGACAACGCGCUCACCAUGUGCCAUCAAGUUCGUCAAGUGCAUCCCUUCCUACUUCUCGAGCUCAAGUUCCCAGUCGAUCUUUUCUUGAGCUCCGUUGGUUUGCUCGAGGAGCACGUUUGCGACGUUCGCGACAGCUUGAAGUUGGCUUAUCAAAAGUCCGCCAUACCAUUGAGAGCCUAUGCGAGGAAAUAUCAUAAAUUUCUGGAUCUCUUCAAUCUCGACAUUACCAAUUACAUCGACAUUGUAUUAAAUUCUAUUAUACUGCGCAGCGAGUUCAAGAAAGAGGAAGAUCUCACAACGGCGGACAUAAAGGAAGCGAUAGCGACGCAGAUCUCGUUAAAACAUAAUAUUGAGGUUACUAUACCUAAAAGCAUCAUCAUCGGUCCAUUCUACGUGAACGUACGACCCUUGAGGCACGUUCUCACUCAGAAACGCCACGAUUGUUCUACGGGGUUGCUCGCGAUGCUCACAGAAAGGUUACGCACAGAGAUUGAUAAAAUUCUGGAUGACUAUAGAGAAAUCAGGAUUAAAUUGAACGAGGUGCCGCAGAGUAUCGAGCACAUAUUCGAGAUGCGCGAGUGGAUGGAGACCAUACCGCUUCGGGUGCAGGAUCUGGAGGGCAGAAUGGACACGUUGAAGUUCGACUUCGACGUUCUGGAUAGCUUCUGGUGGAACUUGUCGGACGAGGACUUCGAGGCGAAAUGGGAGGCUAUUGGAUCUCCUCUACAGAUACAAUUGCAGAUCAAGGAAACUAACGAACGAUUCGUCGAGGAACAGGAGAAGUUCUACAAAAUUCAAGUGCAGGACGAGGUCCUCCUUCUCGAGAGGAUAGACACUCUGGUGGGCAACGUUCAGAACAUUGCUCUUCAAUCGGACAUCAACAGGGUGCACGAGACAGCGCUCGACGUUAAGCGCGUUUGGAAAGCGAUGAUGGAUUGUCGCGAGACGGGACUGCUGCUCAACCAACGACAAAAGUUGUUCGGAAUGAAAGUCGUCCCCUUUGAGCAUUUGCACAAACUAAUAAGGGAAUUCGAGUCGUACAGGAGUUUAUGGGUCACCGCUUCAGACUGGCUCAGAUGGCACGAGGUGUGGAUGGACAAUCCUCUGAUCCACGUCGACGGCAGUCAGGUAGACUCCCUCGUUAUCGAUAUGUACCGAAUAAUCACUCGAUCUAUCAGGACGUUCCAGGAACAGCCACAGGUGCAAGCGAUAGCAACAACCAUAAAGGACCAAAUCGACGAAUUUAAACCUUAUAUCCCUCUGAUACAAGCCCUUCGAGAACCAGGAAUGAAGGACCGUCACUUCGAACAACUGAGCGCCCAAACGGGGAUACAAAUGACACUUACGCCGAUCAUAACAUUCAAAAAUCUCUUGGUACUCGGUAUUCACGAGUUCGAGGAAUUGGUGAAGACUGUCGCUGACACUGCAGCGAAGGAGUACGCCACAGAACGUACCUUGAACAAAAUGAUCGCCGAGUGGGAAUCGAUCAUAAUGGAAAUUCUUCCUUAUAAGACUACUGGCACGUACAUAAUUAAGAUUGCAGAGGAGACGAUGAUGCUUCUCGACAAUCACAUUCUCGGAGUGCAGCAGCUUAGUUUCAGUCCGCUGAAGACCGCUUUCGAGGACGAAAUCAACGAAUGGGAGACCAAGCUGAAGCUGACGCAGGAAGUGCUUCUUCUCUGGCUGAGCGUUCAGAGGGAUUGGCUGUACUUGGAACCAAUAUUUACUUCGGAGGAUAUCACCACGCAGCUGCCAGCGGAAGCGAGGAGGUACAAUGCCAUGGAACGAAACUGGAGACGAAUUAUGAAGAAUGCUCACGAGAAUCCUUACAUCAUCAAGAUCUGUCCUGAUAAGAAUCUUCUGGAGAGCCUGCAGGAGUGCCACAGCCUCCUGGAAGUGGUGCAGAAGGGAUUGUCCAACUACUUGGAAAUAAAACGAAGAGUCUUCCCGCGGUUCUAUUUCCUCAGCGACGAGGAGCUCCUCGAGAUCCUGGCUCAGGCGAAGAACGUUCACGCGGUGCAACCUCAUCUGAGGAAGUGUUUCGAGGCGAUACAGGAGGUCAGGUUCGAGAGCGACUUGGAGAUAACGAGAAUGUACUCAGCAGAGGGCGAGGAGGUGAUCUUCCGGCCGUCCAUGUACCCCUUGAGAAGCGUCGAGUAUUGGCUCGGUGACUUGGAGAAGGUGAUGCGUAAUACCAUCAGGGAAAUCAUUCGAGAUGCUCUGAGUGUCAUCGAUUCGACCCCGAGGAAGAAAUGGGUCUACAUGUGGCCAGGACAAGUGACUCUUUGCUGUGGUCAGACUUAUUGGACCGCCCACGUUGAAAAUGGAAUUCUACAAAACAGACUCAACGACUAUUAUCAAGAGCUGCUGGGACAGCUUAACGAUCUACGGGAACUGGUACGCGGCCCUCAAACAGAAAUUCAGAGGUUAAUGCUGGAAGCCGUGAUUACUAUCGAAGUACACGCCAGGGACGUUCUGCACACGUUGGUUGUACAGAACGUAUCGAACGUCAACGACUUCGAUUGGAUAUCGCAGCUACGAUACUACUGGGUGAACGACAGCGAGCUGAAAGUGCGAGCGGUGAACGCCGAAUUUCCAUAUGGAUACGAGUACCUGGGGAACACUGGCAGACUCGUCAUCACCCCCCUAACCGAUAGAUGCUAUCUGACCCUCACUGGAGCUCUGCAUUUGAAGUUUGGCGGCGCGCCAGCUGGCCCAGCUGGAACUGGAAAAACAGAAACAGUAAAGGACCUCGCUAAAGCAUUCGCUAUUCAGUGCGUGGUUUUCAAUUGCUCGGAUCAAUUGGACUUCAUGUCGAUGGGGAAGUUCUUUAAGGGCCUCGCAAGUGCAGGUGCAUGGGCGUGCUUCGACGAAUUCAAUAGAAUCGAUAUCGAAGUAUUGUCCGUAAUAGCUCAGCAAAUCAUGACGAUUCAACAGGCGCAGCAAAUGCGUGUCGAUACAUUUGUGUUCGAAGGAGAAGAAAUAGUCUUGAAGCCGUCUUGCUCCGUGUUCAUCACUAUGAACCCCGGUUACGCUGGUCGUACAGAAUUGCCAGACAAUUUGAAGGCUCUGUUCCGCCCUGUGGCCAUGAUGGUACCCGAUUACGCUCUUAUUGCUGAAAUUUCAUUAUUUUCCUAUGGUUUUUCCGAGGCAAAAGCUUUGGCUGGAAAAAUAACGACAACGUUUAAAUUGAGCUCCGAACAAUUAAGCACACAGGAUCAUUACGACUUCGGUAUGCGAGCAGUGAAGACGGUCAUAGCAGUUGCAGGGAAUUUAAAAAGGGAACAGAAAGAUUUAAACGAGCAACAGAUCUGUUUACGAGCUCUGCGAGACGUAAACGUUCCGAAGUUCCUCAAAGACGAUUUAACAUUGUUCAACGGCAUCGUCUCAGACCUCUUUCCGCGUCUGGAGGAGAAGAAAGUAGACUACGGGAUCCUAGAGGCGGAGAUACGAGCAACGAUCGUUAGGAUGGGCUUGGAGGAAAUCGAUGAGUUCGUGAGGAAAGUCAUCCAGCUGUACGAAACGACGGUGGUGCGACACGGAUUAAUGCUCGUUGGUCCAACUGGGUCGGCGAAGACGAAGUGCUAUCAAGUGCUGAAAGAAGCCUCGACGAAAUUGAAAGGUAAGCUACAGCCCAGCGGAAGGCCGUUCACGCCCGUGAUCACGCACGUGUUAAAUCCAAAAUCGAUUACUAUGGGGCAGCUGUACGGGGAAUACGAUCUGAAUACGCGAGAAUGGACCGAUGGCAUUUUCUCAACCCUGCUGAGGGCUGGAAUAGCCAUGGACGAUGACAACAAGCGCUGGUACGUGUUCGAUGGUCCAGUCGACGCUCUUUGGAUCGAAAACAUGAACACGGUGCUGGACGACAACAAAAAGCUCUGUCUGACCUCUGGGGAGAUAAUGAAAAUUCUACCAACGAUGACGAUGAUGUUCGAAGUCGCUGAUCUGAGGGUGGCCUCGCCAGCCACUGUGUCAAGAUGCGGGAUGGUGUACUUGGAACCGGAGGGUCUGGGCCUCGAACCGAUUAUUAAUUGCUGGCUGAAAUCACUGCCACGAAACAUGGCUGAUUACGUGGACAGAAUCGCUGAACUGACGAGUCACUAUCUACUUCCUGGUUUGAAGAUUCUGCGCAGCAACUUGAGAGAAAUUGUGGGCACCGUGGAUUCUGGAAUUGUCCAGUCUUACAUAAAUUUGAUGAACUUCCGUAUCGGGCCGAUGGCUGGUCGCGAUGGGAAACCACCCCCAGCAGCUCCUUUUCAAAAUCUUAUUCCCGAUUUGCUCUCGCCCUGGGCAGCUUUCGCGGCCGUUUGGAGCGUGGGUGCAAGCAGCGACUACAACAGUCGUCGUAUGUUCAGCGAAUGGAUCAGAAACGUCCAGAAUAUUCAUCAACACGACCUGCCGUUUCCCGAGCAUGGCUUGGUGUUCGAUUACAGACUGCACGACGGUGGUUUCACCGAUAUGAUCGAUAGUCAGGAUCCCGUACCGCCCAGGUGGUACAAUUGGUUAGACGAUAUCUCGCCGAUCACGAUUACUCCAGAGACGAAGUACGCAGACAUCGAGGUACCUACAAUGGACAGUGUAAGAAGCGCGUCUUUGCUGGGUUAUUUGCUGAUCAACGACUCGAACGUGCUGUGCGUCGGACCCACCGGAAGCGGAAAGACUUUAACCGUAGCUGGGAAGCUCUCCCGGAACAUGCCUAAGAAAUUUAUUUGCGAUUUUAUCACGUUUUCCGCGCGAACUACUGCCAAUCAGACCCAGGAUUUGAUCGAUGAAAAGUUAACCAAGAGACGAAGAGACGUUUACGGGCCACCGCUCUUAAGGAAACAAGUUUUCUUCGUCGACGACUUGAACAUGCCUGCUCUCGAUACGUACGGUGCUCAGCCGCCUAUUGAGUUGAUUCGGCAGUUUAUGGAUUUUCAAGGUUGGUACGACUUGGAGGAGAUCGGGUCGUUCAGACGAAUCGAGGACGUAAAUUUUGUGGGCGCGAUGGGACCACCAGGAGGCGGUAGGAACCCAAUAACCGCCAGACUGUUGCGACAUUUCCAUUUCAUUGCGUUCCCGGAAAUGGAGGACGACGCCAAGAGACACAUCUUCGGCACAAUUUUGCACUCGUGGCUGUCCGUUACGAAGGGUUUUGGACACAUGCUGAAUACGUUCGUUGACACAACGCUGAAUGUGUUCACCACGAUAAGCAACGAAUUGCUGCCAACCCCUCAUAAGUCCCAUUACACUUUCAAUCUCCGUGAUCUCAGCAAAGUGUUUCAAGGGAUGCUCAUGAUGAACCCAACGAAGAUCGAGCAUCGUGAAAAGUUGCUGUUGCUUUGGUACCACGAGAAUCUGAGGGUGUUCAGCGACCGUUUGAUCAACGAUACCGAUCGUAAAUGGUUCGACGAUCUCCUGAGAAAUAUCAUCAAGGAUACCUUCGAGAGUGAUCCUGACAUAGUGAUCGGAGACGCAGUAUUAUUUUACGGCGAUUUUUGUGGAACGAGCAGGGAAUACGAGCAGAUAACCGACGGGAAAAAAAUGGAGAAAAUAUUGGACGAAUUCCUGGAAGAUUAUAACGCUACGACAACGUCCCCCAUGAAUCUCGUGCUUUUCCAGGAUGCAAUAGAUCAUAUCUGCAGGAUCAAUCGAGUCCUGCGACAGCCACGUGGAAACGCCCUCCUUUUGGGGAUGGGGGGAUCAGGUCGACAAAGUUUAACGAGGCUCGCUACACACAUGCAAGACUACAACUGCUUUCAAAUAGAGCUCAGCGGAACUUACACCUCAAACGAUUGGCGCGACGACAUUAAGAACACGUUGAUGAAGGCUGGAGUGCAAAAUCAACUUAUGGUCUUUUUAUUCUCAGACACGCAGAUAAAAGACGACUCGAUGCUGGAGGAUUUGAACAGUAUUUUAAAUAACGGCGACGUACCGAACAUAUACAAGGUGGAUGAGAUGGAGAAAAUAUUUCAUUCCAUGCGGGGCGCCGUGCAAGAAGCUGGCCUACAGAUCAAUAGGAGCAAUCUUUUCUCCGCCUACGUGAAGACGGUCAGAAAUAAUUUGCAUGUCGUCAUCACUAUGAGCCCCAUCGGAGAACUUUUCCGUUCUCGCAUCCGACAGUUUCCAGCAUUGGUGAACUGCUGCACAAUCGAUUGGUUUUGUCCCUGGCCAGAAGCAGCGCUUCAGAGCGUCGCAAUGGGAUUCCUGUCCGACAUCAAAGACGACUCCAUCACCGAGGGUAUCCUGCGAUCGAUCGUGAGAAUGUGCCAGUACAUGCAUUCCAGUGUGAUAGACGCCAGCGAUCUUUAUCUAAAGGAAUUGGAUCGCCACAACUACGUUACUCCUACAUCCUACCUGGAACUACUUUCCGGUUAUGGGGAUCUCUUAAGGAAGAAGAAAAACGAGUUACAUUCAGCGGAGAGUCGACUGUCUACAGGUUUAGACAAACUUGCGAGCGCGGAAGUCGAGGUGAAGCAUAUGCAAGAAUUAUUGGCGAACAUGAAACCGCAGUUGGAGAAGGCAGCAGCUGCAACGGCCAAAAUGAUCGAAAGAAUCACCCACGACACUAUCGAGGCAGAGGAGACGAGAGCACAGGCGAAGGAGCAAGAGGACGUGGCUGCCAAGAUGAAAAUAGCGAAUCAAAAGAUAAGGGACGAAGCAGAGGCAGACUUGAGUCUGGCACGUCCGAUGUUGAUCGCUGCAGAGAAAAGCCUGAAAGCCCUCAAUAGGAACGACAUCACGGAAGUAAAAGCGAUGAGAAGGCCGCCAGUAGGCGUUCUCUUGGUCAUCGAAGCUAUUUGUAUCAUAAACAACGUGAAACCGCACAGGAUAGAAAGUGGCAAAUUCAGCACAGAAGUGAAAUUAGAUUAUUGGACCCCUGGCAGUCUGAUGCUCUCGGAUCCAGGUCACUUUUUAUACACGAUGGAGAAUUACGACAAAGAAAAUCUCACGGAAGAAAUGAUUAAUAAACUGAAGGUCUACAUUGAAAACCCAGACUUUCAGCCAGCGAAGAUCCAAUACGUCUCGAAAGCCUGUCACUCGUUGUGUUUGUGGGUGCACGCCAUGUACAACUACUACUUCGUGAACGAGAAAGUGAAACCGAAGAUGGAGGCGUUAGCCAAAGCCGAGGAGGCGCUCGAAGAAACGGAAAAAGCCCUAUUAGCCGCUGUAGAAAGGCUGCGACAAGUGGAGGAGGGUAUCGAGAAGUUGAGAAACCUCCUUCGUCUGGAAGAAGAGAGAAAAGCGGAACUGGAGAGGCAAAAGCAGCUUUGCGAAGAUAGAAUGGCAAGGGCUGUCAGACUGAUCGUCGGUCUGGCUGGGGAGCAAAAGCGUUGGAUGUCGACCGUGGCUGACAUAAAUACUUCCUUGAAAAAUGCUGUCGGUGAUAUCCUACUUGCUUCAGGUGCCAUAGCUUACCUGACACCCUUCACUGACAAGUAUCGAGUGACUCUCCUGUCGUCCUGGCAUCAACUGCUGCAGGACGUGCCGCAUACUCCAGGCAGCGAUCCUGUGUCGACCCUGGGCGAUCAGGUGGAAAUAAGAAAAUGGCAGAUCGAGGGUUUGCCUAGGGAUACGUUGUCCGUGGAAAACGCCGUUCUGGCGAUGCACUCUAACCGCUGGCCUCUUUUUAUCGAUCCCCAAGCGCAGGCGAACAAGUGGAUACGUUCACUGUAUAAGGACAAUGGGAUAUCUAUCGCCAAGAUGGCGGACAAGGACAUCUUGCGCGUUUUGGAGUCCUGCGUGCGAUUUGGAAGGGCCUGUCUCAUAGAGAACGUUGGCUUGGAACUCGAGGCUGGCUUGGAUCCCAUAUUGUUGCGAUCGUUGUUCGAGCAUGGUGGUCUGAUGUGCGUUAAAAUAGGAGAGAACAUUGUCCCCUACAACUCGGACUUCCGUUUGUUCCUUACCACCAGACUCUCGAAUCCUCACUAUACGCCGGAAGUGUCCGUGAAAAUACUGCUGGUGAACUUUGCGCUCACCACCACUGGCUUGGAGGAUCAGAUGCUGUCGUUGGUCGCAAUUCAAGAACGACCGGACCUCGAGCAAACGAGGAACGCUCUAAUCGUAUCCAACGCUGAAAUGAGAAGGGAAUUGCAGGAAAUAGAGGAUAGAAUACUUUAUAGAUUGUCGGUGUCGGAGGGCUCCGCUGUCGACGAUAUGGAUCUCAUUCUCACCCUGGAGGCGUCCAAAGUUAAAAGCGAGGAGAUCAAGGUGAAAAUGCAAGAGGCAGAGAUCAUUCAGGCGGACAUCGAAACAACCAGAUCGCUGUACAUACCCGUCGCGAUCAGAGGGCGAAUACUUUUCUUCUGUCUCUCUGAUCUACAGUACGUCGAUACGAUGUACCAAUACUCUUUGGAAUGGUUCGUCGAAAUCUUCAACAACAGCAUAAUCGCCACGGAAAAAAGCGCGGACAUCGCGAGCAGGGUCGCAGGUAUUAAUCGCAAGUUCAUGUUCUCCCUCUUCUCGAACGUUUGUCGCAGCCUGUUCGAGAAGCACAAGUUGCAUUUUGCGUUUCUUGUAUGCGCACGGAUACAAAUGAACGACGAGUCGAUCAACCUGAUGGAAUGGAGGCAUUUUUUGGCUGGCCCAGAACCAUUACACGACAGACCGAAUCCCUCCCCAGGAUGGAUUACCCCGCGAUGCUGGAAGGAGAUACAGGCGCUGGAGAGCCUUCCUAAGUUUGCCAACUUCGUAGAGUCCUUUCAGCGGUCGCUGACCGAGUUCAAAGCAGUCUUCGACGCUCAAGAGGCGCAUCUAGCCCCGUUCCCAGCGCCAUGGGACACCAAGCUAGACGACUUUCAGAAGAUGUUGAUCCUGAAAUGUCUUCGACCUGACAAAGUGACUAACGCGAUGCAGCUCUAUCUGUCCAAGCACUUGGGCCGAGAGUUCGUCGAGCCACAAACCACGGAAUUAUCCGCGGUUUAUAACGAAUCUUCACCAACCACACCGAUAGUUUUCAUCUUAUCCACCGGCACAGAUCCAGCCGCUGAACUGUACAAAUUCGCGGACAGGUUGAAAAUGGGCACGAAGCUUCACGCCAUAUCUCUGGGACAGGGCCAAGGACCCAGAGCCGAAGCCAUGUUGAAAAUGUCAGCCGAACAGGGAUUUUGGUGUUUCUUUCAGAAUUGUCACUUGGCGCCAAGUUGGAUGCCAGAACUAGAUACACUAGUCGAAGUUUUGUCGAGAGGGAAAAGUCAUCGCGAUUUCCGCUUAUGGUUGACCUCGGCACCAUCGCCGGAUUUCCCUGUCAGCAUACUUCAAAACAGCACUAAAAUGACAAUCGAACCCCCUCGAGGCAUAAAGGCAAACAUGUUUCGAGCAUACCUGACGCAAGUGAUCGAAAUGCAAAGCUUCCUCGAGUCCGACCAUGAGAAAACCCCGCAAUUCAAAUGGCUGGUGUUUUCCCUAAGUUUGUUCCACUCUGUUCUCCUCGAAAGGAGAAAAUUCGGGCCUUUGGGUUUUAAUAUCCCGUACGAGUUCACAGACGGCGACUUGACCAUAUGCAUAUCGCAACUUCACAUGUUUCUUUUGGAAUACGAGACUGUGCCAUUUAAAGUGCUGAUAUACACGGCUGGUCACAUCAAUUAUGGCGGACGAAUAACUGAUGACUGGGAUCGCCGAUGCGUUUUGACCAUCCUCGAGGACUUCUACAAACCGGAAAUCCUCUCCGAAUCCUACACAUUCGACGAAGAGGGACACUACUAUCAAUUAGCAAGCACGGCAACGUUCGACGAGUACAUCGCCCUUAUAAAAACAUUCCCUUUGAACGACGACCCUUCGAUGUUCGGGAUGCAUCCGAACGCUGACAUAAGUUGCGCACAGGCAGAGACUUAUGCUUGUCUCGAUACUCUUCUUGCUCUUCAACCACGUGAAGUCGGAAUUGCAGCAGCGAGUACCGAAGAAGUCACUACUCAAUUGGCCCAGGACAUGUUAGCGGAGAUACCACUAACAUUCAACUUAGCUGCUAUGCAAGCAAGGUACCCUGUCUUGUAUGAAGAGUCAUUUAACACUGUGCUGCUACAAGAAGCCAUACGUUAUAAUGGCUUGCUGGAAGUGGUAAAGACAACAUUGGUGGACCUCUUGAAAGCCUUGAAGGGGCUGGUCGUAAUGUCCCAGCAACUGGAAACUGUGGCGAAUAGCUUGUACAACAAUAGAAUUCCAAAAGUUUGGCAGGAUAAGGGUUACCCUUCCCUGAAACCUCUCGGUGCUUGGUUCUUUGACUUGAAGGAUCGAAUCGCAUUUUUAAGGUCUUGGGAAGCUCGCGGUAUACCCGCGGCUUUCUGGAUUUCCGGUUUCUACUUUCCACAAGCUUUUUUAACCGGAACAUUGCAGAACUUCGCACGAAAUCAUGUUAUUUCCAUCGACACUAUUGAUUUCAGUUUCCAGGUAUUAAGUGCAAUGCCCCAACACAGGCCAAAAGAUGGAUGUGUUGUUUACGGUUUGUUCCUAGAAGGAUGUCGAUGGGAUAAACAUUACUUGAACGAGUCCCUUCCGAAGGAGUUGUACACUAACAUGCCUCCGAUUUUACUUCUACCGGAAGUCCACCAUCGAACGCCCGUAGGAAUUUACUCUUGUCCUGUUUACAAAACUAUUAAUAGGGCAGGAACAUUAAGUACAACCGGACACUCUACAAAUUUCGUUUUGGCGAUGGAAAUUCCUAGCAGGAAACCUCAAGCUCAUUGGAUCAAAAGAGGCGUUGCCAUGUUUUGUGCUUUGGAUUAUUAAGACCUUCUAGAUAUUAUUUCUUUUACUUGUCACACAUUUGAAAUAAAAUUAAACCACUCGUUACGGUAAUGGUAUCUAUUAUAAAGCUACGAUCGACUUCCACUAUUGUUUCCAAGAAGUGGAGUGAAAAUUAUUCUAUUCUUGAGAUUAAUAGAUAUACACAGACACCGAUAGAAGUAUUAAUAUUAAACACAUAUUUAAGAGAAUUGCACUUUAAUAAA
Hylaeus anthracinus is the source of this 11645-nucleotide messenger RNA. RefSeq names its product dynein axonemal heavy chain 1-like. Bases 1 to 11424 code for a protein of 3807 amino acids. The transcript has 54 exons. The record is from RefSeq and is a predicted model, not a curated record. NCBI's taxonomy places the organism in Eukaryota, Metazoa, Arthropoda, Insecta, Hymenoptera, Colletidae. Gene Ontology annotation, cellular component: dynein complex. Gene Ontology annotation, molecular function: ATP binding; dynein light intermediate chain binding; ATP hydrolysis activity. Gene Ontology annotation, biological process: microtubule-based movement.